GCCUAAAUUUUGGAUCUGCCUCAAUGGUCCUCAAGUUUUAAUUAAAACAGAAACCCUGCCUUCAGCGGGGAGGUAGACUGGUAUGUAGAAGCGAUGAAGUUCUUUUUGAUGAGCGGAAUUCCUGUGAAUAAUAAAUAGAGUGGAACGUGGUGAAUGAUCGCAAUAUACGUUGUUGGUUAAAUGAUCCUCGGGAACAACGCACACCAAGUGUAACGAGAACUCUAGGGCGGUGACUGAGAUUAAGAGGGCUCACGGCGGGUGUGACAAGUCAACAGUGGAUGCCUCCUCCUCCUACUAGACACCUGACCCCCACGUCUGAAAUCCAUAAUCUGAUAAUGCUGAUUGUUAGCUGAAGAAAUCAUUCGAUCUUUCAUCAUGUCAGGACUGCCCAUUGACCGAGGCUGGGCCUUCGUUGUGGUAUUUGCUGUUUUUAUUUCAUCAUUCAUCAUGGUGGGAAUUGCCAAGUCAUUUGGAAUUAUCAUGAAAGAACUUAUCCUCCAUUUUCAAAUCCGUACAGCAACAGCUGCCCUUGUCAUGGGGAUCUCUGGGGCUGUGUAUACCAUCACAGCUCCAUUCUGUGUAGCGCUCGGAGAACUCUUCACCCAGAGGAAGGUAGUGCUUGUGGGCAGUACCAUAGGCUUCGUCAUGGUGUCCCUAUCAUCAUUUCUAAUCAGAAUCGAAUUCUUCUUGUUCUUCUACGGCGUAGGAACAGGUUUGGCUAAUGCCUGUUUCUUUGGUAAUGGAUUGGUGAUGAUUGGAAUGUACUUUUCCAAAUGGCGCUCCGUGGCGACAGGUCUAGCCCUAACUGGUGCCAGUGUGGGGACAUUUAUCAUGCCUAUCCUUCUGGAGGCUUUCCUAGAGAAUUAUUCUCUCUCAGGUGCCAUUCUGAUUGUGGCCGCCAUAUAUCUCAAUGGUUGUAUUUGUGGAGCUCUAUUUCGGCCCCUCUCAUUCUAUGCUGAAAAGAGUUCAUCUGAUCCAGAGCAAGUUCCGAUCGCCAGGGAGAAACCUGAGGCCAUUGAAAAUGAUGUAAAGCAGUUCGAGCCAGUAGAAAUUCAGACUAAGGAAGGGGUCGAUGUGGCAGGUGAAAUAGGGGCUGGGGAUGACGUGGAAAAGAGGCUCCUGUCUGAAAAUGAGAAGGGGGAAGAUACUGCAAAUAAAGUCGCAAAACCAAAGGACAUCCCAAAAAGACCUGUUUGGACUUUUCACAUGUGUGGAAGAAAAAUAACAUUCCCAGCUUUAUUCCAGUUUAGUGUUCUCAAAUUGCCAGUGGUGCUGUUCUUCACUCUCUUCAGUUUCUUGGUGUUCGUAGGAUAUUUCAAUUUCAUUUUAUUUUUACCAUUGGAUGCCAAGUCGCGUGGAAUCACUAAAUACGAAAACGCUGCACUGGUUUCCUACACGGGAGCAGGGGAUCUAUUGGGGAGGAUCUUAGUGGGAUUUGUAGGAGAUCUAACAAUCAUCAAACGAUACAAAAUUCUGGCCACCUGUUCGAUACUGUGUGGGGUUAACAUCAUGAUGUUUGAGAUUGCCGGUCAAGUGUAUUGGUGGAUGAGCAUCCAUGCUGCUCUGUAUGGCUUUUUUGGAGGUUGCUUUGUGGCUAUUAACACCAUCGUCUUGAUCGACAUGGUUGGACUUCAGAUGUUGCCCAAGGUCCUGGGUGUGGUGCUGUUAAUUCAGGGACUUGGGGCAGCAAUUGGACAACCAGUAGAAGGCAAAAUACGAGAUGUGACAGAUUCCUUCACGGCCUUAAACAUCAUCAACAGCAUCUGUAUGAUUGCAGCAGGAGUGCUGCUGUUUCUGUACCCCCUAGUUAAACGGUUCGAGGAAAGGUCGACAAAACAGGCCGAAAACAUGGAGGUUCAAAUUCAGAAGGAGGCUUCGGAUUAAUAAACUCGCUUGUAAACUAUCGCCCAGAAGUAGGCUUCAUAAUUAAUAAACUCGCUUACACUCAUCCAGAAGGAGGCUUCAUGAUUAAUGAACUCGCUUACACUCGUCCAGAAGGAGGCUUCGUGAUACAGAAAACUCGCAUACAAUCUUUUCCGUUACCAUGUUUACAGCUUAACAGUAGCAAUGCAGAUAUCAAAGUUUUAUUUUAAUUAACUCUCUCAUUUUCACUAGCUUUAAAUGUUUAUCAAUUAUAAAGUCCAUGUGUUGUGAUUAUUUAUUGUUAGCUUGCCUAGAAUUGCUUGGUAUCAUAUGUUAGCUUUCCCUUCACUACAUGUUGAAGUGUGAUAUUGAAGUGCUGAAUGUAUGGAUAUUAAAAUGCUGAAUGUACAAAUGUUUGAGUGCUGGGUGUACAAAUAUUAAUGUUAAAGUGCUGGUGUAAAAAUGUUUGAGUGCUGGGUGUACAAAUAUUUGAGUGCUGGGUGUACAAAUGUUUGAGUGCUGGAUGUACAAAUGUUUGAGUGCUGGGUGUACAAAUAUUUGAGUGCUGGGUGUACAAAUGUUUGAGUGCUGGAUGUACAAAUGUUUGAGUGCUGGGUGUACAAAUGUUAAAGUGCUGGUGUAAAAAUGUUUGAGUGCUGGUGUACAAAUAUUUGAGUGCUGGGUGUACAAAUGUUUGAGUGCUGGGUGUACAAAUGUUUGAGUACUGGGUGUACAAAUGUUUGAGUGCUGGGUGUACAAAUGUUUGAGUACUGGGUGUACAAAUGUUGAAGUGUGAUAUUGAAUUGCUGAAUGUACAAAUGUUGAAGUGUUGGCAUUCAAAUGUUGAAGUGCUGGUGCACAAAUGUUGAAUUGCUGAUGUACAAAUGUUGGAAGUGCUGGUGCACAAAUGUUGAAGUGCUGAUGUACAAAUGUUGAAGUGCUGCUGCACAAAUGUUGAAGUGCUGAGUGUACAAAUGUUGAAGUGCUGAUGUACAAAUGUUGGAAGUGCUGGUGUACAAAUGUUGAAGUGCUGGUGCACAAAUUUUGAAGUGCUAAUGUACAAAUGUUGAAGUGCUGGUGUACAAAUGUUGAAGUGCUGAUGUACAAAUGUUGAAGUGCUGAUGUACAAAUGUUGGAAGUGCUAAUGUACAAAUGUUGAAGUGCUGAUGUAGAAAUGUUGAAGUGCUGAUGUACAAAUGUUGGAAGUGCUAAUGUACAAAUGUUGAAGUGCUGGUGCACAAAUUUUGAAGUGCUGAGUGUACAAAUGUUGAAGUGCUGAGUGUACAAAUGUUGAAGUGCUGGUGUACAAAUGUUGAAGUGCUGGUGCACAAAUUUUGAAGUGCUAAUGUACAAAUGUUGAAGUGCUGGUGUACAAAUGUUGAAGUGCUGGUGCACAAAUGUUGAAGUGCUGAUGUACAAAUGUUGGAAGUGCUGGUGUACAAAUGUUGAAGUGCUGGUGCACAAAUGUUGAAGUGCUGAUGUACAAAUAUAGAAGUGCUGGGCAUACAAAUGUUGAAGUGCUGGUGCACAAAUGUUGAAGUGCUGAUGUACAAAUAUAGAAGUGCUGGGCAUACAAAUGUUGAAGUGAUGGGUGUAAAAAGAUCAGGUUUGGUUUUCACAUGUAGUGUUUGUGGUCCAAAUGUAAAUUUUAUUGCUUAUUAUUAGAUUUCAUUUCUCUUUAAAGUCUGACAAUUGUAUUAUCAUGUUUUGUGUAUAAUUAUUUAAAUGUGUAACUUAUUGACUCAAUCUUUCAUCUGACAUGUUUUAUUUUCUUUAUUUUUUUUUUUUAGAGGUUUAUAAACACAGGGACACAAAUUUUAAUUUUAAUUUGUCACAGUAACACGUUAUUAUAGUUAAUCUGUCUCGUACGUCAUUUGAGGUACACAUAAUUCACAGUACUGUCUAUUUAUAGGUAUUGUGUAACGGUUUUAAUUCAUAUAAUUGUACUAUGGGGAUGAAUCUCCAGGUUUUUGAUUGGCUGUUUUUUUAUAUACUUUAUGAUGUGUAUUAUUCAUGUGUUUAAUAUUUAGAUAUAUAGUGCUUAAACACAUGAUGUAUAUUUUUUGCUAUUUUUUCCACUCCACUUUUUAUGUCGUUAGUGUGCUUUAAUACAUUUAUAAAAGAGAAAUACCGGUAUUUUAUAUAUAGAGAUCGAUAUAUACACAUGCAUAUACUUUAUUUCAUAUAUAUAUAAUUAUAUCAGAUAUACAAUACAUUUAUGAUACAAAAUCUGUACUGAAUGUAUUUAGAAUAAUAUGUGUUUGAAGCAUUUAAAUUUAUUUGGGGGAGUUUUUUCCCAUGCGAGGUCUUACUAGAAUUAUAACUGAAAUUGCCUAAAAUGCGCAAAACUUUGUUGUUUAAUUUCACUAUUCUUUUGAUGAGGGGUCUGAAUCUUCCACUGUAGAAAGAAUUGCGCUUGUUUAGAGCAAGUACAGAAUUUCAUCUUUUAUUCUCAACUACUUUUAAGUACUGAAAUUCUCUUUUAAGUACUGAAAUUCUCUUUUUAAGUACUGAAAUUCUCCUCUGAAUGGAACAAGGAAGUUAGUACGGAGACUACUAUUUUUGAAGCUAUAAUGAGCGAUAGCUGUGCCUGCAGUAUCUGGAAGUGACUAAGUGUACAAGAUGAAGAACUCUCCACCUCAUCUAAUUACAGGCUUAUUGGAUUCUGCUGUCGCAGUCUGUGUUCUUAUAUCCUCAUAUUCUGUACUAAUUUUACUGUUCCGGUAGCAUAGAGCAUCGUUAAUAAAGGGGAUUCAAGUGAACUAAGCAUAGAGCAUCGUUAAUGAAGGGGAUUCAAGUGAACUAAGCAUAGAGCAUUAUUAAUGAAGGGCAUUCACGUGUAUUUUAAGAUGUAGAACCACAGUGAAUGACAGAUAUGUAAACGAAUUAUUUCUCAGGUCCCCAGCAGUACGUUGUAAAUGAAGUUCACUGUAAUAACCAUUUUAUUUUGAGCAUGAUGACAAGAAGUGCAAUCUCAGAUACAUAAAUAUGUACCUGUAGUUUUAUUUUGAGCAUGAUGACAAGAAGUGCAAUCUCAGAUCCAUAAAUAUGUACCUGUAGUUUUAUUGUGUAUUGUUAUAAGAUACCGUAAUUAACUUUAGUAUUAGUUUUAUUUUUAUCUUAGUUACCUUUAGUUUUAGUUUUAUGGGUUUGAGAUAUUGAGGUUAGAAUACAUAAAGAAAAUGUAGUUGGGACUUCCAACUGACUUUGAUGUAUUAUCUGUGGUAUGUUAGAUAUCUAUCAAUGGUAUUCGAGGUAUGAAUGUUCGAAAUACCGAAGUUCAACUAUUUCUAAAUCAAGUCUGUUAAGGUUAAAGUUUGAAAUUUACAUACAUCAAAAUUUUAGGAAAGGUUCGCAUACUACCUGUGUAGUCUCGUUAUACGUGCUCCAUGUUUUGUUUUUCGUGAGAUUUUGUUAGGACUAGUUCAGUAGUUGUCUGCUUUUUGCCGCUUUUUGCUGUAGAAUCAUUACAUUCCGUGGGGACUCAGGUUUUUGAAGACUUUAGAGCCAUGUCAUAAAUUCAAAAUCACAACAAAAUACACUCUUUAUAAAUGGACAGUAAAUAGACACGGAAAUCGACAUCCCAAUGGCACCAAUACUAUCUCGAGAAUCCUCGAAAAUCUGACCCUAUGAAUUCAAACGAUUUUAAAGUAUACUUGUGCUAUUAUCUAAUGAUACAUGUAACACAAUUAUUGUAUUUGUGCAAGUUUAAUUAUGUCACAACAAUUUAUUGUAACUGUGUAUUGUAAUCAAAUUUCGUCGCACGCAUUGAAUUUUAUUUAAAGAUUUAAGUGCACCUGUUGAAUCUGCUUGUACUACUUCUGUUGUUAGAUACCAAACAUAAAAUAUGAAAAUCAAA
Molecule: messenger RNA, 5722 nt
Organism: Ostrea edulis (European flat oyster)
Lineage: Eukaryota; Metazoa; Mollusca; Bivalvia; Ostreida; Ostreidae
Product: monocarboxylate transporter 12-B-like
Exons: 8
Coding region: 376-1884 (502 amino acids)
Biological process (GO): transmembrane transport; monocarboxylic acid transport
Molecular function (GO): monocarboxylic acid transmembrane transporter activity
Source: RefSeq, a predicted model, not a curated record